Cercospora beticola is the source of this 2575-nucleotide messenger RNA. It is a transcript of the gene SEC6, whose product is annotated as SNARE-binding exocyst subunit SEC6. The record is from RefSeq and is a predicted model, not a curated record. NCBI's taxonomy places the organism in Eukaryota, Fungi, Ascomycota, Dothideomycetes, Mycosphaerellales, Mycosphaerellaceae. Gene Ontology annotation, biological process: exocyst localization; exocytosis. Gene Ontology annotation, cellular component: exocyst. Gene Ontology annotation, molecular function: SNARE binding.
UAGCUCCAUUGGCAUGCUGUGGGCGGACCCCCGUCCGACCAUGACACGACACUGAACACGAGAUACGCGACAACAGUGGCACAGGGCCUACGCUCCGAUCGUCGCAAGCGAAUCAUCCAUUCCAGUCGCGACUACAGCAUCAACACUUAGGCGGAGCCACCGCGACGAGACCUCAAGGCUCCAGCCAUCAUGAACGACCCGCCGCCUAUCGAGAACCCAACACUACGCCUGGCUGAGCUGUUGCGCAAUCCCGACGAUUUGGACAAGCUACCCUCAUUACGACAAGAGUUCACGCGCAAGAAGUCGACCAUCGACGCCCAGCUCAAGCAUGGCCUCUCCGAGCAGCUCCAGAUCACCCAGCAGGGCAUGUCGUCGAUUCAGACAGGCCAGCACACCGUGCAGCUUAUAAAAGAGGAGAUGAUGAAGAUUGACAAGCUUUGCGCCGAAGCUCAGGGCAUGAUUGAAGACUUUCCCGAGAUCAACAAGAUGAGCAUCAUGCAGCGCAACUUCGCCGCAGUGGAGGACAUGAAGGAGAAGAUCAAGUCGUUUGGCAGAGAGUUGCAGGUGCUGGAAGAGCUGUUGCGAGAGGAUGAUGACGAUCUGGAAACACAGCCGAAUCUGCUAGCCAUUCACGCCGGUCUGUCCGAGCUGAGGGACGUGAGGGAUCGUGCCAUGGAUCAAGUCAAGGGACAUGCCGAGGGAGAGUCGGGACUGGAACUGAUCGAGAAUUUGCCUCUGGAGAGCGGCGUCACCUUGAGAGACCACUUCACGAAGCUGGACGAUGUGGUAGAGUGGUUCGAUGAGCAUGUGGGACAGGCUUGCAUCAAUCUCAUUGGACUUGUGCAGGCAGGCAAUAAUGGACUGGUUGUGAGACUGGGACUUGUUAUCGAGGAAGAGGAGAAGAAAGAUCGACAGACAAAGGCUUUACAAGACGCGCAAAGAGAGUUCCAAGAUGUGGCGCAAAGAUUCAAGAGCAUCAAUGUGGGACAGAGAGAGCUUCGAGGCUACAAGAAGAAGUUCUUACAGGCCAUCGAAUACAGUGCAGCCGCACAAUUCGACCAAGUCAAGCAGGCCUUUGAUGAGGAUCCAGAAAAGCUCGAAAAGGCGUGCAGAUGGUACUUUAACGACCUGAACACAGUCAAGCUGGGAAUGCAGGACCUUAUGCCGAAGAAGUGGAAGAUCUUCAAAACGUAUUGCAACAUCUACCAUAACCUUAUGCACGAUUUUCUCGUGGCACGUUUAGACGACAGCAACAUCACACCUGUGCACAUGCUCGCGAUUCUCAAUUGGGUGGAGAAGUACUAUAGCAAGAUGGCCCGUCUGGGGAUCAAGCAAGAGGAGCUCAAGCCUCACGUCAUCGACGAACGUGAGACGGAGCUGGUGCGAGACUACCGUAAUCUCAUCACGAAGGCCGUCGAGCAAUGGAUGGAUCGCAUGGCAACAUCCGAUCGACGCACGUUCGUCUCUAGGGAAGAGGGCAGCUUGGAUCAGGACGCCAAUGAACACCUCCAUACGAAGACGUUGGGAGACAUGUGGACUAUGCUGCGCGAGCAGCUAUCGGUCGCAGAGUCAUCCGGUCGCCCAGAUGUUGUGGAGGGCGUGGUGGAUGCCAUGAUGCGGGCUCUGCGGGAGAGACAGCAAAUGUGGCAAAGGCUUAUCGACGACGAAUUCCGCAAGAUCGAGAAUGCGCCAGACCCCACAGCUCUUGAGGGAGUUGGUACAUUCCAAGAAUGGCUCGUGGCCAUCGCCAACGAUCAAAUCGCCAACAUCGACGAGGACUCUGGCAGUGUCUCGUUCUUGACACGAUUCAAGCAGGACUAUGAGCCUCUGGUCAGUCCGGCAUAUGCUGUGACAAGCACCGCUGACCACGAGUCUUUGAUCAAUGGAUACGUCGAUUUGGCUACGCAUUGCAUGUCGAUAUUCGCAGCAGUCAUCUUCGCGACAGAUAUCAGACCAGUGCUGACCGAGUUUUUCACACCUGUAUGGUAUGGAAAGAAGACCAUGGCAUCCAUCACCACAACCUUCGAAGAUUACCUCAAAGAUUUUACUGGAAUUCUGCAUCCUUCACUUCAGGACAUCUUCGUCGAGGAGCUCUCGGAUGCUCUCCUUGUGCGCUAUCUGUCCAGUGUGCGAAACAAGGGUGUCAAGUUCAGACGAUCCGAUCCGUUCACCGAGAAGAUCAAGGAGGAUGUUGUUACUGUCUUUAACUUCUUCAAUCAACAUCCUGACAUCUUCGAAGUGAUCAAGGACAAAUGGAGAGUCAUAUCUUCAUUUGGAGAUUUGUUGAGUGCGGAGAAGGGGCCUGGUGUCGUGAGAGCGUUCGAAAACAUGAAGAACUCAUAUUGGGAUGUGCAGAUUGGCUGGGUUGAGGCUGUCUUGAGGAGUAGAGAUGAUUAUGGCAGAGAUAUGCUGAGCGGGGUGAAGAGCGCGGCCGCUGCGUGGAACGGCGAGAGAGGAGUGGAAACGGUUAUGAGCAAGGUCAAAUGAAGGAAGAGGCGGAUGGGAGUGGUAUUGGUCUUUGAUUGUUCCCAGCGAGGAGUUUGGGCGUAUGUUGUUGUACAGGCAGGACGUGAUA